This is a messenger RNA of Mucor mucedo, 2930 nucleotides long. RefSeq names its product kinase-like domain-containing protein. NCBI's taxonomy places the organism in Eukaryota, Fungi, Mucoromycota, Mucoromycetes, Mucorales, Mucoraceae. The record is from RefSeq and is a predicted model, not a curated record. The transcript is spliced from 2 exons. Gene Ontology annotation, biological process: microtubule cytoskeleton organization; intracellular signal transduction; protein phosphorylation. The coding region runs from base 196 to 2745 and encodes 849 amino acids. Gene Ontology annotation, cellular component: cytoplasm. Gene Ontology annotation, molecular function: protein serine/threonine kinase activity; tau-protein kinase activity; ATP binding.
GUUUAUUUCAAUUUAAAUGGCGCCAGUAAGACUAAUAAGGAACCACCACCUCAAACGUUUUGUCACGCGAUUAUUACCUCAAUUCAGAAAAGAUAUUCGGCCUUUAGUAAACAAAUAUUAACUCCUGUUUCUUCCUCUUCUCUUUCUCUCACUUGUCACCGAAUUUACCAGCCAACACCUCUACACCCAAUUAAUAUGGUUGCUGACUUUCUACAACAACAAGACACUGCUACAUCACCAAUAACUAGAAAUGACUCUACCAGAUCUAGAGAUCCACAUCGGUCGAUUCCUUUAAAAACGAUUGGAAACUACUCAUUACAGCAAAGCAUUGGUAAAGGAAGUAUGGGUAAAGUAAAAUUGGGUGUCCAUAACGUUACAGGCGAGAAGAUUGCUGUUAAAAUUGUUCCCAGAGCUAAUUUACAGUUACUAAAUCAGCCAUCACAUACAACUGGAAAGUCAAUUCAACAAAUUGCCAAGGAAAAAGCCAGAGAAGAGAACCGAGAAGUGCGUACUAUCCGUGAAGCACACAUCAUGAUGUUAUUGAAACAUCCCAAUAUUGUUGGAAUGAAGGACUUGGUGAUGCAAGGUCCAUAUUUUUACAUUUUGAUGGAUUAUGUGAAUGGUGGUCAAUUACUUCAUUACAUUGUAAAACGACAGCGUCUAUCCGACAGAAGAACAAGACAGUUUUCUAGGCAGAUUGUCAGUGCAUUGGAUUAUUUACAUAGAAACUCAAUUGUCCAUAGAGAUUUAAAAAUUGAAAAUAUCAUGAUUGAUAAAUCCGGAAGAAAUAUUAAAAUCAUUGAUUUUGGUCUCUCAAAUUUAUUUUGUCCAGAACGUCAAUUAACAACCUAUUGUGGCUCCCUCUAUUUCGCUGCUCCAGAAUUAUUAAAAGCAACUCCGUAUAGCGGUCCUGAAGUUGACGUUUGGAGUCUCGGUGUCGUUAUUUAUGUUAUGGCCACCGGUUCUGUGCCUUUCGAUGAUAAAUCAAUGCCAGGUCUGCAUGAUAAAAUCAAAAAGGGGCACGUAAAUUACCCUGCUCACUUAAGUGAUGAAUGCAAAGAUUUAUUAUCUCACAUCUUUAUUACCGAUCCUAAGCAAAGAAUCAUCAUGACCGACAUUCUACACCACCCAUGGUUGAACAAGGAGUCUGCUUCAAUCAAUAACUAUAUGCCAUCAAGAAAGCCUUUAACUUUACCUCUCAAUCCAAAAGUUAUUGAAAGAAUGUCUCAAGGCUUUAAUUUGGGUACGACUGAUGAAAUAGAAAAAAGACUCACCUUGAUCAUCCAAUCUCCAGUUUACCACGAUGCAUGUCAGCAUAUUUCAGACUGUCAUGCUAGAAGGUCUCCAUCCCCUUCCCACUCUUACAACGAAGGUCAUUCGAGCAUUAUAUAUGAUGACCCUCAAUCUGUCCCCGCAGCAUAUCACCCAUUUUUAUCACUGUACUAUCUUUCUCAAGAGAGACAAAUUGCCAUGGAACAUGAAUCCCACCACUAUCGUGUUGCUGCAAAGUCAAGUUUAUCAAGAAAGGCAUCUUUGGAGUCAUUGGGUGGAAAUUCUUCUGCUAGAAGUAGCCAAGCGUCACUGGUUGGUGCCGAUGAAGACCCUUCCAAUAUACCAAGAUUGUUAACUGAAGUUCCUAUAAGCCAUACACCAGUUAUCCCUCAACCUCAUAAUGCUUCUGGUGCCAAAUUACAAAAUGACGGCAGUCUUCUUGGUUACGUCUCACAACCCGCCGCUAUCGGGUCAACGAAUUAUCUUAGCAGAAUUCAGCGCUGGCUUCGCUCCUCUUUAUCACAACAUCAUCUUGCGUCAGAUAAUAGUGGUCAUAUUACAGCGCCCCCUUCUCCUCCUCAACAUGUUGAAGAUUCUAAACAUGCCGAAGUUGAUUUAUUAUUUGUCACGCCUGCAGAAUCGUCUAAUAGGCUUCCUACACCGUCUCAUUCUACUGACGACAGAUGCCAUACUGUCUCAUCUUCUCCCAACGAUAGCUUCCAUAGUACAACAGCAGAGCUACCAAAUUCAGAGGAUAACAAACAAAACUUAUCUGCUACUUCAACAAACAACAUAGUUCCCGCUGGCGGAAGCAAAUCUCUGUUUCGUAAAUUAUCUCAAGCGUUUCUCCGUAAGAAUUCGUCGAAGAGCUUAAACAAAAAGUCAAGCAAUCUGAGCAAUACCAAUACAGUUAGUGACCAGAACGCUAGCGAAGAAGAAGUAACCUCGGUUGCCAUCAUGGAUCCACACGUGUCAAAUGUAAAUGAGACACCAAAAGAAGACAUGCCCCCACCCGUGCCACCUAAAGAUGCUGCUUAUUUGGUUAAUUCCAUUCCUCCUCCUCGUAUGUCUAGCAUGACAUCUAAUACAAAAGCGGUAAGACAAUCACAACUAUUACCCCCUGGUAUGUCAAUUGCUACUGUCACAUCUCGCCAAACUGCACAUACUAUUGAUAUCAGCACCAUCAAUAAUCAAAACAGACACAGUCAUAAUGCCCAACCUAACUCAAUCCCAACACCUAUCGCGGCCAAAAUGGCUAAAUACGAGGAUCCACCAUCCAUGCCCAAGGACAGUAGUUUCUUAUUGCAACCAAGUCCAAACGUUUCCAGAUCGGCAUCUUUUGCUACGCCCAACACCUCCCAAUUUCAACACCGCCGUAGAGGAUCUGUUACCAAAUUGACAGGCAAAAUCGGUUCCUGGUUAAACCGAUCUUCCUCGUUCAAUCAUAGUAGUAAGCCCAGAAAAGAAGCUUAAGCUUCUUUUUUUUUUUACUCUUUUGUACCCAACUAGAUUUGCUUUUUUUUUUUACAUAUAUUUUUAUAUCACUUUUUUCCCUUACUAUAUAUCCCAUUAUUUUAUUAUUUUAAAACGCCAUCUUUAUUAUUUGCAUGUAAUAUUAUUCCAUUAAUAAAGACAGAAUUUUCCAUCAUUCACAAGAA